This is a messenger RNA of Sciurus carolinensis (gray squirrel), 2476 nucleotides long. It is a transcript of the gene Notum, whose product is annotated as notum, palmitoleoyl-protein carboxylesterase. Gene Ontology annotation, molecular function: hydrolase activity. The record is from RefSeq and is a predicted model, not a curated record. Bases 413 to 1963 code for a protein of 516 amino acids. The transcript has 11 exons. Lineage: Eukaryota; Metazoa; Chordata; Mammalia; Rodentia; Sciuridae.
UCCGCCAAGAAAAGAGCGAGCGCGGCCCCCUCCCCCUCCACCGAGCCCGGGCGGCGGCGGCGGCACAUCUAACGCGCGGGCACCCGGGCCGCCGCGGCCCCCGCAAACUACGCCCAGCUCUGCCCCGCUGCUUAUUGGCGCGGGCCAGAGCCAGCGCACCCAGAGCCUAAGCUGCGCUCGGCCGGCUGCACGCCGAGCCCGAGCUGCCGAGGCCGACGGCGCCGGAACCCAGAGCCUCGACGCCGAGAGCCCACGCCGCCUCGGCCAGGCCCGGCGCGCGGGAGCACGGACAAGCGAGCAGACGCGGCCGGCGCCCCGCGGUCCAGGCGCCCUGGGCCCGGUGCCCCGCACCACCGCUGCCUCAGGGCCGCCCGCUUCUCUGCAGGUGGCCGCGGGCCCGAGUGGCGUGGCCAUGGGCCGAAGGGUGUGCGUGCUGCUGCUACUGGGCCUGCUGCACUGGGCCGGGGGCGGCGAGGGCAGGAAGACCUGGCGGCGCCGCGGCCAGCAGCCGCCUCUGCCGCCGCCCCCGCCGCCUCCCCCGCAGCGAGCCGAGGCGGCCGCCGGACAACCAGUAGAGAGCUUCCCGCUGGACUUCACGGCCGUGGAGGGCAACAUGGACAGCUUCAUGGCUCAGGUCAAGAGCCUGGCCCAGUCCCUGUAUCCCUGCUCGGCGCAACAGCUUAACGAGGACCUACGCCUGCAUCUCCUGCUUAACACAUCGGUGACCUGCAACGACGGCAGCCCAGCCGGUUACUACCUAAAGGAGUCCAAGGGCAGCCGGCGGUGGCUACUCUUUCUGGAAGGCGGCUGGUACUGCUUUAACCGGGAGAACUGCGACACCAGAUAUGACACCAUGCGGCGCCUUAUGAGCUCUAAAGACUGGCCGCACACGAGGACAGGCACUGGCAUCCUGUCCUCUCAGCCCGAGGAGAAUCCCCACUGGUGGAACGCCAACAUGGUCUUCAUCCCCUACUGCUCCAGUGACGUUUGGAGUGGGGCGUCUUCCAAGUCUGAGAAGAGUGAGUCUCUGGCUUCCAGGCCCCUUCCCGUGACCAGGCAGCAUGACGAGUAUGCCUUCAUGGGUGCCCUCAUCAUCCAGGAGGUGGUGCGGGAGCUCCUGGGCAAAGGGCUGAGCGGGGCCAAGGUGCUGCUGCUGGCCGGGAGCAGUGCUGGGGGCACUGGAGUGCUGUUGAACGUGGACCGUGUAGCUGAACAGCUGGAGGACCUGGGUUACCCGGCCAUUCAAGUGCGGGGCCUGGCUGACUCAGGCUGGUUCCUGGACAACAAGCAGUACCGCCGCACAGACUGCAUCGACACCGUCACCUGUGCGCCCACAGAGGCCAUCCGACGCGGGAUCAGGUACUGGAACGGGAUGGUUCCGGAGCGCUGUCGGCGCCAGUUCAAGGAGGGCGAGGAGUGGAACUGCUUCUUUGGCUACAAAGUGUACCCAACUCUGCGCUGCCCAGUGUUCGUGGUUCAGUGGCUGUUUGACGAGGCCCAGCUGACUGUGGACAACGUGCACCUCACGGGGCAGCCAGUCCAGGAGGGACAGUGGCUGUACAUCCAGAACCUGGGCCGCGAGCUGCGCAGCACGCUCAAGGAUGUGCCGGCCAGCUUUGCUCCUGCCUGCCUCUCUCAUGAGAUCAUCAUCCGCAGCCACUGGACAGAUGUCCAGGUGAAGGGAACCUCACUGCCUCGGGCACUGCACUGCUGGGACCGCAGCCUCCACGACAGCCACAAGGCCAGCAAAGCCUCCCUGAAGGGAUGCCCUGUCCACCUGGUGGACAGCUGCCCCUGGCCCCACUGCAACCCCUCGUGCCCCACCAUCCGGGACCAGUUCACGGGGCAGGAGAUGAACGUGGCCCAGUUCCUCAUGCACAUGGGCUUCGACGUGCAGACUGUGGCCCAGCAGCAGGGACUGGAGCCCAGCAAGCUGCUGGGAAUGCUGAGCAGUGGGAGCUAGGGGACUGCCUCCUGGUGGCCAGCAGGCCCUCCUGCCUCUCCCAGGACCAGCGGGGUCCAGCUCCCCCACCUGGGUGUGGAUGCCCUGUACCCAGCUCCUCUCCCACUGCCCUCAGGAAUCCCAUCCAGAGGGCAGCCUGGAGACCCUUCCCAAGCCCACUCACCUCCUCCCAGCCCCCAGCCCCCAGCCCGUGGUGCGGAGGGGGAGCCAGAAGGGACGCAUUGGGUUCUUCAGCCCAGCCACCCAUGUCCUGCCAUGCCCCCAGCUGAUCAUGUCCUUUUGUAUUAUUUUAUAAAAUGACUUUUUUAUUACUUUAAUAUUUUAAAAAAGAAAAAUAAGAAAUAUAUGAUGAACCAUCAUUGUUUUGUAACUUUUUAAAAAAAUAAUGAAAAAAGACAACGAAAGCAGCUCACACUGCGACCUGUUUAUUUAAGGGACGGUUCUACUCAACUCGCACCUCCCCCAGGGCAGCAGGAGGCUGGGGAGGCUGGAAACACUAUAUGCUCAGUGGCG